GAACAGUGCUGUGUGGACAGGUUUUGUCCGUCUGACUUGGAGAAGCGUCUACUGUUAAUACGAAUCUGAAUUGAUUAUUGCUCACUAUAUCACGACCUCGGUCUUCGCGAUUCCUACCAUUCAGCAUGACCGAUGGCUUUCACAGCUCUGCGCCCGUUUUUUAUCCCACCUAUCCGAAUUCGGACAUGGACCAUUUCAGACAUAUUUCUGUCAAAAUAAGCGCAGCGCCGAGUCUCACGACCACAUUGCAUGGAACUGAGAAUGGUAUUUACCCGACAGACAACAUAACUGCGCUAGAAGACAUUUCUACGCAUUAUAUUCAACAACAACAGCAGCAACACUAUCUCCAUCCAGACCCUUCAUAUCGGUACCCCAUAGAAAGCGAUAGUGAGCGUGACCAGUUAUCACACGGCGCCCAUCCUCUCGAACAUUCCAGUUUACAUGUUCACGUACCUGCCAACAUUCCACCACCGGAAGCAACGUCUUCACCGGAUCUUUUAUCCACACAGCGGCAGCAACAUCAACAAUAUGGACACACCGAUGCGGUUGAUGCGAUAAAUCCGUCAGGCGACACCAUCCACUGGCCCAAAGUUAUUAAUAACACUACACAUGAUCUUAAAAAAAUGGUUAAUUGGUCAUCCUCACCUUCCAACAUUCGAAGUCCAAUGAACCCUCUUGGAUCCGUCAAUCCAAGGGAGUAUUUUGUGGACAGUGCGAAUUUCCAGCUCCACCAUUCAACUCAGCUGCAAACAGACCCCCAUCCUGUUGCUGUUCAUCCGUUCACAAACAACCAGGGCUAUUGCUUUCCACAGACAAGAGAACACGACAACAGCAUUGUGGCCAGUAACGAAUCUGGCCAUGAACCGAUAUCUCCACCGUUUCCUACUGGAAACCCCGAACCCAAGUCAUCUCCACAAAAUGUGCCAUGGAAUUCCAAACUGGAUCAGUCACACUACACUCAAUUUACCACAAAUUAUACCGAUAUUCCCAUCAUGAUGUCGUACUUGACUGGUUCUAUGUGUCAGGAGUUCGCAAUGGUCAAUGGAAUCGGUCAGCUGAAAGAGACCGGUCACCGGUCCGGUAGCCCACAAUUAGCUCAACCCUCACUGGCACCCGGUGGUUGCGGUGACACCAACUUGUCGUCCUCUUAUCAGACUAGCCCGGGAGAUUCCAGCAGUGAUCCCUGUGGCACCCUAUCGAUGGAGCGUACAUCAAGCUAUCAGAGUCACUUCGAAUCGGGCAGCAUGAGUGGUGGUGGUGGCUGUACUGAUACACGUAUUUUCCAACCUGGCCUCAAGUGUGAGCCUAACCAGGAGUCCUCCAUGAAUAACUGUGCCUCUCCGCGUUCCACGGAGUUACAUAACUGUGCAGAAUAUUCAGUUCAUAAGCGAGACAGCGUUCAAGAUACUGGAGAUGAGCAAAGACCACGUUCGAAUAUUUGCCAGCCAAAUAAUGGCCGAAUUCAUCGUGUGAAUACUCCACAAGGCAAUACAGGGAUGGUUGCGGACCCUGAAUUUGAUGACACUGCUCAGUCGGACAAAGACACACAACGUACAAACGAAGAAGGUUCAGACUCAGGAUGCAAGUCAGCAGAAGAGAGAGGAGUGCAUGAAGUGGAUAACGGAAAGAAAGGCAAUACGAACCGAAGAUCAGAAAAACCGCCGUUUUCAUACAUUGCCCUCAUCGCGAUGGCUAUUCAAGCUUCCCCGACGAAACGAUGCACGCUCAGCGAGAUCUACCAAUACUUACACACACAGUUCGCCUUUUUCCGUGGUCAGUACACUGGCUGGAAAAAUUCCGUCAGACACAACUUGUCGCUGAACGAAGUGUUCAUCAAACUUCCCAAAGGAAUGGGACGUCCCGGUAAAGGGCAUUACUGGACCAUAGACCCAGCUGCCGAGUACAUGUUUCAGGAUGGGGCGUCACGUCGGCGGCCUCGUGGAUUUCGUCGCAAGUGUGCUUCAGCGGUAGCGGCUGCCGUUGCAGCCAGUAUCUCUUCUACCAACGGCUACGGACAUAUGUCCUAUGCAACUACUGCCUCGCAUAACAACGGGUAUUUGAAUGCAUCUUACAAGUUCCCCCAGGCAUCAUUUUCCAGUCUGGGGUUGGGAAACCUGCAUGGGGAAAACUUUCCAAAGGAAAUGCCUCAUUUCUUCCUUCCAUCUACGCGGCAGCUGUGUCGGGGUGGAACAGCCAUAGAUCAGAUAGAUACCCUACGUACUGGUUUGCCCUCUUUGUCUGGGAGCGGUUUGGGCUUGUCCAUCGGUGUGACUAAUCCUCAGAUGAAUCUUGGUCCAUCUACUGCUACAGAGCACGAAGAGUUGGGUCCGUCCUCCUCGUCAUCUCUGGAUAGCAUCUUUAGUCUUCAUGCUGCUGGACUUCAGCACCCAAUUUGUACAAAUCCAUGUUCGUUAAAUCUUGGAACAAGCUUCAGCACAUCGAUAGACAACUUUAAAAGCUGCAUGUCACCGUCGAACAAACCUACAAGGACAAAUUUCCCUCUGGCACAGUCACCCUUCCAGACGACCGAAGCUGCACAGAGCACAGAUGGGCAACGGAAGGACGCUGUGGAGUUUAGACCUUGCCAGUCACAUCCUCCUUCGUUUGCAACCAGUCAGCCGACUAACAACCAGCUCCCUUCAUUGUAUCAGGCGAUCUCUUUCAGAUUACCCCCAGUAAACAACGUAUCUUCUGACAACUCAACUCGUGUGGCAUCAUUUGAUCAGGUAUCUGACCCAGAAGCAGCCUAUCCUUACAACGUUCGGCCAGUUUUUGAGCCGUUCAUCACACCAACUGGUCCAGCACCCAUAGAAGCGGACGGAAGUUCAACACCCAAGCAAAAUAUUUAUCCCGGCAAUGGGUCUCCCGAGAGACUAUCAACAUUGACUCUGGCACCAGAACAGCCCCUUACGGACACAGUAUUCUCAACGCAGUCAAACGAGGUACAUGAGUCAAGUGGAUUCCCUAUCCAUGAUUGGUUGGGGAACGGUGACAGAUUUCAGCAGUCCAGCUGGAACUACUCACACACAACGAGCGAACUUAUUCAGGAUUCGCAUGCAGCAGCUCAUGUUCCAACGGAGUCCGUUCCGGUCUGCACCCAGUCUCGUAACUCAAGCACGUGUUUCGCAAAGCAGACCUCACAAAGCAAUUCACAACACACAUGGUCCGCAUCAAAACUGGCCGUUAUGAUGGCCAACUACGGCGCCGUAUUGAACGCAUCGUCCAGGACUCCGACGAGCUCUGCGCAACAGGUAUCACCGUUCGCAUGCCCAUCACCAAGGCAAUGUUCCCCUCUGCCGAGUGCUGCACACAUCCCACAUGGAAGUACAGUUGUUGCCACAGAAAACAACCUUGGGAACGCUGAAUCUGCCGUUGAGCGUGCAUGUACAGUGCUUAACAGCUUGAACGAACACUUUAGGAUAAAAUUGCAAGACACCGAGUUUCCCACACUAGCAGAACAUCUCCGUUCAAAGAGAUCACAGCAGUAUGCGGUGGAUAUAGGAACAGAUCGCACCGAAGAAAAUUGUCUUCAUCAGUCUGGUGUUCAGUACACAAGCGACGUGCAAUCGAGUUCUGCAAUCAUGCCCGUCCACUCGUUGCCCAUGAAGUUCGAUGUCUGAUGAGGGUACACCAAGUGCUCAUCAUUUGUACCAAGGUAUUUCUUCGGAUUUCGUUCAGUCUCACUAUUCUGUGGCUUCACGUUGGAGUUUGUCAAAGAGGUGUUUGCCUACAAACUGCUUCCAACCUAAAUUUUUCUACCAUCCGUGCACCUUUGUACACGAGUUAUCAAGCCCACUCACACCUUCAAGACUGUUCUCGUCCUCUAGGCCUCGAUGCUUCCACACACACUCAUUUUAUUGAUUUCUGUCCAAAUUCGAAAGCACGCACAAAUCGACUUGUAUUAUACUUGAAAAAACUGGCCGUAUGAGUAGUGCACAUUAUUGUAAGUUAACACACACACACAUACACGUUUUCUCUUCUUUCUUUGGAUAAUUUACUAUUGUCGCUGCCCUUCCUACUGCUAUUGAAGGAAACACUCCUAACGUGUAUGUCAUUUCGAUUGAGAUGAAAAGCAAAGAAAGUUCUGAAAAAAGUGAAU
Molecule: messenger RNA, 4099 nt
Organism: Opisthorchis viverrini
Lineage: Eukaryota; Metazoa; Platyhelminthes; Trematoda; Opisthorchiida; Opisthorchiidae
Exons: 4
Coding region: 126-3620 (1164 amino acids)
Biological process (GO): regulation of transcription by RNA polymerase II; animal organ morphogenesis
Cellular component (GO): nucleus
Molecular function (GO): RNA polymerase II cis-regulatory region sequence-specific DNA binding; DNA-binding transcription factor activity, RNA polymerase II-specific
Source: RefSeq, a predicted model, not a curated record